Molecule: messenger RNA, 2444 nt
Organism: Strigops habroptila (Kakapo)
Lineage: Eukaryota; Metazoa; Chordata; Aves; Psittaciformes; Psittacidae
Gene: RHOA
Product: ras homolog family member A
Exons: 5
Coding region: 770-1351 (193 amino acids)
Biological process (GO): cell migration; small GTPase-mediated signal transduction; stress fiber assembly
Cellular component (GO): dendritic spine; cleavage furrow
Molecular function (GO): GTPase activity; GTP binding
Source: RefSeq, a predicted model, not a curated record
GCCCGCCCCCGCGUGGGGCCCGCCCGCCCCCGCCGGGAUCCCGCGCCGUGGCCUCUGGGCGGAGGCGGUCGGGCCGGCCGAAGCUUUCGCCGCCGCGUCCGGGCGGCAUCGCGCGCACAAAAGCGGAGGGCGUGUGCGGCGGCCCGGCUGCCCCACGAGAGCCCCCAAGUUUCCGGGGCCGGUAACGGGGCCUUUUCCGGGCGGCGGGAGCGGGGGAGGGGAGGGGAGGGCGGGCCGGGGCGCGGCCCCGCAGGCUCCCUCCGGCUGGAGCCGCCUGUGCCGCGGCGGGGACCGCGCUCGGUGUGGAGGCGGCGGCAGCUGCCGUCCCCGCGCGGCCGCGGGUGUGACACGAGCGGGCACCGGGCGGUGGGGGUGACCCGGCUGACUGGCAGCUUGUUGUGGUGACGUCAGCCGCGCGCGCGGGAGCCGGGCCGCGGCGCUGAGCUCCUGCGGAAGCAGCUCCCGGCGCUGGUAACGUCCGAGCCGCGAGCGGGGCAGAAACUGCCCUUGGGAGCGCGGCCCGAAACUUCUCAUUCUGUUGGGUUUUACCGGUGCGGCCUUCUCGGGCCGGGGCCGCGCGGACCGGCGGUGUAGCAGAGAGCGCGGGUUUGGUUUAAAACGAACUCUUAAGCGCGAUCGGCACCGUGUGGCCCAGCAGCCCCUACCUUAGACUGAAAAUUACCCAGCUUUGAUUUACACAGUACCUAAAGCUUCUUUGCCGGGAAGCCCAUUCCGUCUGCGGUGAGAGGAACCUCGAGACUACUUCGCUAUGGCAGCCAUUCGAAAAAAGCUGGUUAUAGUGGGAGAUGGUGCCUGUGGGAAGACCUGUCUGCUGAUUGUGUUUAGCAAAGACCAGUUCCCUGAAGUGUAUGUUCCCACCGUCUUUGAAAAUUACGUAGCAGAUAUUGAAGUGGAUGGAAAGCAGGUUGAGUUGGCUCUGUGGGAUACAGCAGGACAAGAAGACUAUGAUCGACUUAGACCGCUUUCUUAUCCAGAUACUGAUGUUAUACUUAUGUGUUUUUCAAUUGAUAGUCCUGAUAGUUUAGAAAACAUCCCAGAGAAGUGGACCCCGGAGGUGAAGCAUUUCUGCCCCAACGUGCCUAUCAUCUUGGUAGGAAACAAGAAGGACCUGAGGAAUGACGAACACACAAGACGAGAGCUGGCCAAAAUGAAGCAGGAGCCUGUCAAACCCGAAGAAGGAAGAGAUAUGGCAAACCGCAUCGGUGCUUUUGGGUAUAUGGAGUGUUCGGCAAAGACCAAAGACGGUGUGAGGGAGGUUUUUGAAAUGGCCACUAGAGCUGCUUUGCAAGCCCGGCGUGGCAAGAAAAAGUCCGGGUGCCUUCUCUUAUAAAGUGUGGCCAGAGGAAGAUGGCCAAAGCAGCACCCUGCACUUGAGUAAUUUUGAAGUGCUGUUUAUUAAUCUUAGUGUAUGAUUACUGGCCUUUUUCAUUAUCUAUAAUUUACUUAAGAGAUUUAAAAAUCGAGUCAUCUUGCUACCAGUAUUUAGAAGCCAACCAUGAUUUUUAUAACAAUCUGCAUCAAAUUCAUCUGUGCACCCAAGGUUAACCUCAACAUUCCUCUAACAAACCUUUUCUGCACUCACAGGAUAUGCCAGGCGCUAAUUGAAGACAAUUCUGUCUUUCUUCUCUCUAGAGAGAAAAAGCUGUCAACACAGAGGAUUGGUCUGUAACUACUUUAUAACUAACGUCCUAUGCUAAUUGAGUACAACAGUUACAUGGCUGUUUGUGGAAUCAAGUGUAGCUUCAGUGCUAUCACAUUUAGGAAGAUCUGGUUUUCAUGGCUCAGUGGUGUAAAACAUUAGUUUGAAAAUGUGAUCACUCUGAAAUGACCAAGUCCCAUUCAGCUAAGGAAAAGUGAGGGUUCUGUGGUUUCAUGUUAGUUACUUUUUAGCUACUGUGUAAUUAGUGCCAGUUUAAAUGUAUGUUACCAAAAAUAAAUCUAUUUACCCCAGCUUAGAUGUAGUAUUUUUUGUAUAAUUGGAUUUCCUAAUACUGUUACUUGUAACCUCUGCGUUAAGGUGUUAUGGGUUUUUUAAGAAACUGUAUUUGAAAAUAAAGUCCGAUGGAAAGCAGCUGAUCCUCUUCCCCUGUUCAUUUAUAAGAGUCUGACCCAUGUGAAUGGUUUGAGUGGUCUGCACACCCAGGAGGAGUUUUUUCCAUGACGUGCCGUAGGGAUGAGAAAAGACAGCCUGCUCACACUCAAAGCUUCUGAACUGUUCAGUUGCCUUAAGUUCAUUGCUGGACCCAGUUUCAAAACUAAAAAAGAAACAACAAGUGAAACUUUUUGUGUAAGUUUGGUUACCAUGUAGUGAUCAGACUCCUAACCUGUGAACUUCUUGCUGUUCUGCAGCCAACUAAACUCUUUCUGUAUUUUCAUUUUUCCAACAACUAAUAGAAUAAAGGCAGUUUUCUAAGCUCCCUGUA